AUGAUCAAUGAAUCCCUGCCCGAGUACAUCUUCAUUAGAAUAUGCAUCCUCCUUCUUCACUACAUCGCACCCUUGAGCAUCCUCUUUUCGAUCCUGUUCCUCAUAUUCCCCGACGUGUAUCACAUACCGCCAUGGUUGCAAACCUACCUCUUCGCAGAAGCGUUGUUCUACCUCCUCAUCUACGUCCCGCAAAACAGCUAUCUUCAACGCGCCGCUGUACAUCCGAUGGCCUUGACUCGCGACGAGCGCCGUGAUCUCUUCAACAGAUGUACUACCACUGCGCCUGAUCUGGAACGGUACCUUUCGGGGUGGUUCAAGCACGCCCCGCUGUCUCACAUUCGACGAGAUAAUGUCAAACAAUUCUUCAGCUGGGCCUUCCUCAACAAGGACAAUCAUAGCGCCGAAGAUGAUCGAGAGCUUGAUGGCUAUGUGGACGGCCUGGAGCAACGCCUUGGGUGGGAGCUUGCGCCCGGUAGGGGCAGCGCGACAAGUCUGAGAUUGACCGUCGACAGUGUCAAUAUGCUGCACAGGAGCCUGCUCUGGUACCUGAUUGUCGCCUUAGUGGACACGGUCACCCAUGCCCGCCUAUUGAUGCAUUCCUUCUCCUUCUAUCGUCUCCCGUUCUCGCGCUUCCUGACCGUCUUUCCUUUCCGCCCGCUCACCUUCUUCAGUCGCCACCAGACCCCGGCAAGGACACUGACGUAUUGGUAUCGUCCGCAUACAUCGAAGACCAAGUUGCCGGUCCUAUUCAUCCAUGGCAUCGGGAUCGGCCUUCAUCCAUACGUCGAUUUCCUCGCCGAACCCAACGACAGUAUCCAUACCGACGAAGACGAAGUCGGCAUCAUAGCCCUCGAAAUUAUGCCAAUCAGCUUCCGCAUCACCACCCCCAUUCCGCGCAAGGAACAAAUGCGCGCAGAAAUCCUCUCCAUCCUCAAGAAACACGAGUGGCACAAAGUCGUUCUCGUCACCCACUCCUACGGCAGCGUCAUCGCCACGCAUCUCUUACAGACGCCAGAAACCGCCAGCAGAAUCGGUCCCAUUGUUCUCAUCGAUCCCGUCUCUUUCUUGCUGCACAUCCCCGACGUCGCGUACAAUUUCACGGCCCGCCCACCUAAGAGCGCUAGUGAAUGGCAGUUGUGGUAUUUCGCCUCGAAGGAUCCGGGCGUGGCGCACACACUGGCGAGGCAGUUCUUCUGGGCGGAGAAUAUUUUGUGGCGAGAGGAUCUGCACGGGCGCAAAGUGACGGUCGUGCUGUGUGGGAAGGAUCUGAUCGUCGACACAGAAGCCGUCGGUCGGUAUCUCGGCGAUUCGCCGAAGUCGGAUGAUAGCUGGAAGACGCAGGCUUGGAGGGGAGAAGAGUUAGAUAUUCUUUGGUAUCCAGACCUGAAUCAUUCGCAGGUGUUCGGUGAGAGGGAUGAUCGAGGUCGGAUCUUGAGGGCGAUUGGGUCGUAUUGUCGACGUCAGCCGUGA
Molecule: messenger RNA, 1470 nt
Organism: Bacidia gigantensis
Lineage: Eukaryota; Fungi; Ascomycota; Lecanoromycetes; Lecanorales; Ramalinaceae
Exons: 1
Coding region: 1-1470 (489 amino acids)
Source: RefSeq, a predicted model, not a curated record